UACCUAGUGUGUAAAAGAAAGCUGGAGAGUAAAAAGGAAGCUCUGCUGAUCCUCUCCAAGGAGCUGGACACAUGCCAGCAAGAAAGGGACCAGUACAAACUCAUGGCCAAUCAGCUUCGAGAGCGCCACCAAUCCCUGAAGAAGAAAUACCGAGAGUUGAUCGAUGGAGAUCCAUCACUUCCCCCUGAAAAAAGGAAACAGGCUAAUCUUGCACAGCUACUGAGAGAUUCUCAGGACCGAAAUACACAUCUGGGAGAAGAAAUUAAAGAACUUCAGCAAAGGCUUGCAGAAGUCCAGGGUGACAAUAAGCUCUUGAGAAUGACAAUUGCCAAACAGAGGCUUGGAGACGAAGAAAUUGGUGUGCGACACUUCGCAGCUCAUGAGCGUGAAGACUUGGUUCAGCAGCUGGAGAGAGCCAAGGAGCAGAUUGAGUCUCUGGAGCAUGACCUACAGGCCUCUGUGGAUGAGCUUCAGGAUGUGAAAGAGGAGCGGUCUUCCUACCAGGACAAAGUGGAGAGGCUCAACCAGGAGCUAAACCGUAUCCUGGGCGGGCACGAGAACCGUCUCAUUGACGUGGAUGCCCUCUGCAUGGAGAACAGGUACCUUCAAGAGAGACUAAAGCAACUUCAUGAAGAGGUCAACCUCUUGAAAUCAAACAUUGCCAAGUACAAGAAUGCUCUCGAGAGACGGAAAAACUCAAAAGGCCAGAGUAAAUCCAGCAGCAGUGCGCUAACUGGAGUCUUGUCUGCAAAGCAAGUUCAGGAUCUGUUGUCUGAGGAUCAUGGGUGCAGUCUCCCAGCUACUCCACAGUCCAUUUCUGAUCUGAAAUCUCUGGCAACGGCCCUACUAGAGACAAUCCACGAGAAAAACAUGGUCAUCCAGCACCAGAGGCAGACCAGCAAAAUCCUAGGGAAUCGGGUGGCUGAAUUGGAGAAAAAGUUAAGAACUCUGGAAGUUUCUGGUUUGUGGAGUCUUCCAGGCCUGAGCUACAAUGUUUCAGUAGGAUUCGGGAGGGGCAAGGACACCAUACUGUUCGGCGACCCCGCUGUUCCCACCAUACAGAGAUCAAGGUCUCCCCUGCUGAAGUUCAUCGAGCAGCCUGCUGAGAACAAAACGAAUUCCAAGGACGGGGAGAUCCAGACGCAAGAACGAGAUGAAAGUCGUGCCGCCACCGAGGCAUUGACAGCACCCGAGGACGCGGGAAGGCCCGCCAUCAGCUCCCCGGCAAACCAGAGCCACGGGAACCAACGCAACCCCUUUCAUCCUUCAUUACCGCAGGUACCCUCUGAGGAAGAAGAAAUGAACAGGCUUGGAAGGGAAAUCACGAAACUGACAGAGGCACAGGCAGAGGCAGAACCAGAAGGGGCCAGAAGAGCAGGUCCCGGGGAGGCUCAGAGGAACGAGAUGGGGACAGCCACGCUGGGCCUGACCUCCAGGGGGGAGGCCCCCAAAUCUUGCCAGGGCCCCAUUGAGUCCAGCCAGGCAGCGGCCGAAGCCUCCGCCGUGGAGGACAGCAAGGAGACCCUGGAGGGUGCAGGCAGGAGGAGCCCCGUGAAAACAUGAAGGGGAAAGGGAUCCCCGCGAUGUCGCGUCAGAGGCACAGGGGACAGUAAAGAAUCAAGCAUCAGAGCAGCUUUCGGAGGCGACUCUCUCCUAAAACACUUCCAAGUCUGCAAGUGAGAAGGGACACAGGUCCUGUUGCAAACUGAACAUGCUGAUGAUGCCAGCACAGUGCGAUUUAUUAAAUGCCGGUCCUCAAGCUUCCCAGUGUCCUCUCUUUGUGCCGAAGACGUGCUGCGGUGAACACGGCCGGGCGCAGCAUCGUGUCCCCCACACGGCUGGGUUUUGGCUUCCGUCUUUCUGUCGGCGUUUGUUUUAUUAGAGAUAAGAUGUUUUUCUCUUAGCA
Messenger RNA from Acinonyx jubatus (cheetah), 1906 nucleotides. It is a transcript of the gene CCDC149, whose product is annotated as coiled-coil domain containing 149. Lineage: Eukaryota; Metazoa; Chordata; Mammalia; Carnivora; Felidae. The record is from RefSeq and is a predicted model, not a curated record. Bases 103 to 1563 code for a protein of 486 amino acids. The transcript is spliced from 12 exons.